Racocetra fulgida is the source of this 278-nucleotide messenger RNA. Lineage: Eukaryota; Fungi; Glomeromycota; Glomeromycetes; Diversisporales; Gigasporaceae. The record is from the annotation of a GenBank genome assembly.
AUGAAUAUAGAUAAUUGUAAUGAAUCAGACCAAAAGGAUCAAGAACCAAAUUCAAAUAUAGAAACUGACAAUGAUGACAUAAUAGAGUCAAGGUUAACACCACCUUUACCUCUAAAUGAAGAGGAAUUAUUCAAUGAAGAAUUAUUAUUCAAUAAUGAAGGAUCUGAAGAAAUUAAUUGUAAACAAUUAGAAAUUUCACAAAAACUGGAUGAACUUCAAAAAAUUUCAAGUGAAUUUGAAGCUGCUGUUUGGUUAGCAAAACAUCUACGUGUACUUGA